AUCGCGUUUGGUUUCGAGCCAGCGACAUUUUUUCAAGGCAACACUCGGCCUGCAUAAAUUAUGUUCAUGACGUAGUGCAAAAUACUAAAUUUCUGUUAAUAUUUUCAGACUAUGCUGAUAACGCUUACGUUUAAUUUAUUUCGGUGGACUGCGUUCAUCUGAGCGACAGUUUACGAGGACACUCGUCAUCAAAUAUUUAGUAAACGAGCUACAUUGCGCCGCCGAGCCUCUUUAUCAAUGCAAAUGCCCCUUUUGUGUGCAGCCAUAGCGUCCGUCUGGAAGCUGUGAGAUGAAUUUUUAAUUAUGUAUGUCUAACACAAACUGUGGCAAAGCGCGCUGAAGGAGGUGAAAGGCAGAAAUUAACCGUAAUUCCUCCGGUGGGCUUGUAAGCAGAAUGCCCCGUGGUCAUCAUGCCUAACCUGUGAUCUUAUGGAUGAAACUGAAUGAUGGAUUCAGAAGACCUUCCUGCAAAAGAUGCACCACUUACUGUCAAUGAGCAGGUGAUUGUCAUGUCCAGUCAUGAGACCAUUCGAGUUCUAGAGGUUGAAGUGGAUGCAGCUGUGUCCUCCCCAGGAACUCAUGUGAAAACUGAGGCAGGAGCAGAAGAGGGGAGAGGAAAAGCUUUAGAUCCAGAGGUGGUCACUCAGGAUAGACAAACACCAUCCAGUACCAUCCCCACAGUUUCUAAUGAGGCUGCAGCCCCUUCUGUUCAGAAUGUUGCAAUUCCUAUAAGUCUCUCUUUGCCUCACCCCCAGACCAGCAUGCCUAUCACUAUCCAGGCAUGUCCACAGGUUCUGACCCAGGAUGGCCUUGCUACUCUGAUGACUGGCAUGAUUGCCCAACAAAGCACUCUGAGCCAGCCUCUGCUGAUUCCACUGAGUAUGGCAGGCUCUGUGGGUGGACAAAAUGGCCUGGCACUACUGACCCUUCCGGCAACCACACUAGCCACUCUGCCAGGUUUCGGGGCUGGUGGCCCAACUGGAGGGCUCAUUAAACUACCUUUUGCUGGCCUGCAGGCUGCCACUGUUCUGAACUCAGUCCAGCCUCAGCUUCAGGCACCUACACAAGCACUCCUACAGCCCCAGACAGCUGCAGUACAGUCAGUGCAGCAGACACAGGCUGCUCCAGCCAGCCCUGCUGCUGUAGCUUCAGUCAUGCACAAGGUCCCUGAACCUAGUGCAUCAGUUGCAGCACUUCAGACCACAGGCCUCACCAUAAACCCUGCUAUUAUCAGUCCUGCAUCUUUAGGUAGUCAGCCACAGUUCAUCAGUUCUCUGACUACGACUCCCAUCAUCACUAACACCAAUGUGACAGGACUAACCAGUCAGAUCAUCACCAAUGCACAGGGUCAGAUGAUAGGCACUUUGCCUCUGCUGGUGAACCCUGCAUCUCUGAUAGGAGUCUCCUCAACACAUUCACCACCAACUCAGGGUCUUCAAGUGCAGUCUGUGACUCCUCAGCUGCUGCUGAACUCCCAGGGCCAAAUCAUUGCCACUAUCGGGAACAACCCUGGUGCUGCUCCAUUCACUACAUCCACAAGCUCCACAGUCUUGACUAAAACUACUCUGUCACAUUCCAAAGUCAACACACAGGCUCCCAUUGUAACAGUAAACCAGUCUCCAGUCAUGAUUGCUCCACAGCCCUCCACAGGAAAAUCAACCUCCUCAUCGAUUCCUGUUGCCUGUGGAGAAAUGCCCACAGUCAGCCAACUUGUCAACAAGCCACAGUCCGGGGUAACUGAAGAAGAAGGCAUUAAUCUGGAGGAGAUCCGUGAAUUUGCCAAAAACUUUAAAAUACGGCGGCUUUCUUUGGGGCUGACCCAAACACAAGUGGGUCAAGCUCUUACGGCUACUGAGGGACCAGCUUACAGCCAGUCUGCAAUCUGCAGGUUUGAGAAGCUUGAUAUAACACCGAAGAGUGCCCAGAAGCUAAAACCAGUUCUAGAGCGUUGGCUUGCUGAAGCAGAGCUCUGGAACCAGAAGGGCCAGCAAAAUCUAAUGGAAUUUGUGGGAGGUGAGCCGUCCAAGAAACGCAAACGCCGCACCAGUUUCACACCCCAAGCCAUUGAGGUCCUGAACAGCUAUUUUGAGAAAAAUGCACUGCCAACUGGGCAGGAGAUCACAGAAAUUGCCAAGGAACUGAAUUAUGACAGGGAGGUUGUACGAGUCUGGUUUUGUAACCGCAGACAGACACUGAAGAACACCAGCAAGAUCAAUGUGUUCCAAGUACAGUAGAGUGUACAAUAGCCUGGAAGGACAAUGAGAUAUAUGCAUGGAUAUGAAUUGUUCUUUGGUACUGUGACAUGUUACAGAUGAAUGUUUUUUGAGGAGCCUCUAAGUCUGUAAGUUGGUUUUCACUUUAAAUUGCACAAAUGGUCAGUGUGGCACAAAUCAUGAAUAGUUUUAUCAUAAUGUUUUUGUUCAAUCUGCAUGUGAACUUGCCCUUCAAAACAACAAUACAAGUAUAGAACCAAUAAAUUAAAAAGAUUGCAAAGGCAUUAGUGGCAAAAUCCCCUAAAAUAUAAUACAUUUACACAUUUUCAGUGUGUGAGCCUAUUCGAUGUAACUUUUUACACAUUUGAUUUCUUGUACCAUAGAAUUUCCAGCUACGAUUGAAUUUUAGUGAAUUGUAUAUGCCAAGGGGUCUAACUGAUAUCUAAAAAAAUGGACUUGUAAAAAAAAAAGUACCUUCGUUGGGGCUAUAACAUUAAAUGCUUUGUUUUUGCUUUUUUUUAUGCUUCUUUCUGGUAUUUUGACAGCCAGCCUCUUGUAAGAUAUUCUAUCUGUCCCCUAUUCUUCUAUAGUAUGUAUAAAAAAAAAACACCAAUUAUAGUAUUGUGGGCUUUCCUGUAUGUUUUGGAGUUUAACACUGGCAAGAUAUUGAUGCAUACUGAUGUCUGUUCAUUUAAAUACAGAAAUUAUUAAGUCUAAAAUAUUUAGCUUCAGAGAAUGACCUAAGAGGAACUACAUUUACUGUUACUUUAUAGAAAUAUAAAGUUGCUGUAUUUGAAAAAUGGCAAGUCUCUGUAUUAAAGGCUCUUUCAAAUGCAGACUUCUACCUCAGGUAGAGAUACAGUGGGAUUGGGCAUAGGACAGGGCAUCUUCCUCACAUUUUAGACUGCUGAACUGAAUGACUUUUAUUUCAGAUUUCAGUUUUACAUCCAGAAGAGGUGCUGACUGCAUAUAUUAAUGAUUUUAUUUUAAAAGCCUCGGUUUAUGUACUGUUUAAUUCUUUCCCCUUCAUCUGUUUUUGUGUGCCAUUUAAAAUGUUCAAGUGCUGCUAGAAAGUUUGUAAAACCCUAUACGAUUUUUCAAAAAAUUUGACCUAAUGUGUGAAAGCAUAACGUCCUAAAACUAGAUAAAGACAACCCAAUUAAACAAAUGAUACAAAAACAGUUUUUAUAAAUAUCUGUUAAGCAAAAUGUUAAAUAUGUUUGUCAUAUGUGAACCUCCAGGAGUUUAGCAGGCCCUCUCAUGUUUCAGGGUCAUAAACUUGAGUUUUCACCAUCAAAGUCAGGUCUUCACAACACAGGUAUAUGGAUGUGUGCUAUGUCUUGAUUAAACUAGAUUCCUGAGGACCUACAAAAACCAUUUCUAAAGAUUUUGACCUCUACCAGUCCACUGUGAGGCAGAUAAUAUACAAAGGGAGACAAUUCAGUUCCACCAGUUACUCUCCCAAGGAAAGGUCAUGCAGCAAACCUCACUCCAAGGAAACUCAAAAUAAUAUUCCAGGAAGUCAAAAAGAGCCCCAGGAUAAUAUCUAAGGACUGACAGGCCACUCUUGUGUUCAGUAAUGUCAGUGUUCACAACAAGCACUGAACAAAAAUGGGGUUCAUGGAUAUAGAAAAAAAACAAAAGAAAAGAAGAAGAAAGAAAAAAACACUGAUCUCCAAAAAGAAUACUGCUGACUCAGGUUUGCUCAUGACCGUCUGGACAAGUCAGAAGCCAUAUGAAUCAAAAUAGAACUUUUUGGUUUAAAUAAAUUGUUAUGCUUGGCAAUAAAUACUGCUUUCCAACAUAAAUGACCUCAUCUCAACCAUGUAUCAUGGGGCUGGCAGCAUCAUGACUUGACAUUAUUGAUGACACUAUGAAUUCUGGAUUGUUCCAGCAAAUCCUACAGGAGAAUGUUAAGGUAUCUGUCUGUGAACUGAAGCUUAACUGUAAGUGGGUCAUGCAGCAAGACAAUGACUCAGCACAGACAAAGCAGAAAAAGUAUGUCUAUAAAUCAAUGGUUAAAGCAGAAGAAAUGUAACAUUUUGGGAUGGCCAAGUCAAAGUCUAGACCGAAACCUAAUAGAAAUGUUGUAGAAAGAUCUAAAGAGAGUAGCUCAUCACUGAGUUGACACAGUUUUGUAAAGAUAAAUGGGCUAAAAUUUUGUGGAACUGACCACCAGAUACUGAAAAUGUUUGGUGAAAGUGCUGCUCAGUUAGUUAUUUCAAAUUGGAUCAUUUUUGCACAGUAAAUGAAUGUAAAAAACUGUAAUGUUUUUGCAUCAUUUGUUUAAAUGGGUUCUCUUCAGGACUAAGAAGGUCUCAACAUGUUUGGUAAAAUCUAUACUUAGCUACAGUAAGUGGUAAAGGGUUUGCACUUAUUUGUGCCACUGUGUUUAUUCAUAUUGAUUUUUAUUAAAGCUUUUUUGAUUGGUUUUGAGAAUAGAGUAUGGUGGGGGGAGUAAUUUUUGCAGCACAAAUUACAUCACAUUGAAAAUUAACUGCUUAACUGUGAGUUUGUUUCAUAAAUAGAUGUUUUAAUAUUAUGUUUUAUAAGUAACUGUGUUUUGUUAAUUAUUUUUAUUAAAAUUAUUGCUGCUGUUAUUUUCACAUUUACACCGUAGAGUAAAAAUUCAUAAACUUAUUUGAGGCCCCUUCCACACAUAUACAGCUAUUUCUGAAAAUGUAUAGUUUCUAAAUAUCCCGUCUACACAAAAACCAUUGAAAUAGCUCUCGUGAGCAGCCAGUUAGUAGGCAAAGGUAUUUCACUGUAUUUGUAGCCUAUAUGCACAUACAGUUGUGCUCAAAAGUUUGCAUAUCUUGGGAGAAUUUGCAAGGCAAGUUAUUUUUUAUAGGGCUCAAGUUCAAGUGUAAGGCAUAGCAAGAUGGAACAAUCAUCAAACAAAACAUGACAAUAAAGAAAAUGAAAUAAUCCCUGUUCAAAAGUUUGCAUACCUUUAAUUCUUAGUAUCAUGUAUUGCCCCCUUUAGCAUCAAUGAUGGCAUGCAGUCUUUUGUAAUAAUUGUGCAUGAGGUCCUUAUUCUUUCAGAUGGCUGCCCAUUCUUGGCAAAAUGCCUUCAUUUCCUCAAAAGCUUUUGGUAGUCUUGCACAAACUGCAUAUUUGAGAUCAAAAGUGGCUAAAUGAUAGAGGUCAGGAGACUGUGAUGGCCACUCCAGAACCUUCACCUUUUUUUGCUGUAGCCAUUGGAGAGUCAACUUGGCCUUGUGGUUUGGAUCACUGUCAUGUUGGAACAUCCAAGAACGUCCCAUAUGCAGCUUUCGUGCUGUAGAAUGCAAAUUGUCUGCCAGUAUUUUCUGAUAACAUGCUGCAUUCAUCUUGCUAUCAAUUUUGACAAACUUCCCUGUGCUACUGGAGCUCACACAGCCCCAAAACAUAAGAGAUCUACCACCAUGCUUUACAGUUGCGAUAGAGUACUUUUCACCAUAGGCCUUGUUGACUCCUCUCCAAACAUAGCGUUUAUGGUUGUGACUAUAAAGUUCAAUUUUGGUCUCAUCACUCCAAAUGACUCAGAUCCCCAGAAGCUGUGAGGCUUAUCUAGGUGCUGCCUGGCAUACUGGGUGCAGUAACAGCUUUCUCCUGGCAACUCGACCAUGCAGGCCAUUUGUAUUCAAGUACCUCCUUAUUGUACUUAGAGCAGCCUGUAUUUCUCUUGAAGUUGUUUGUGGGUUUUUCUUUUCGUCCUGAACAAUUCUUCUGGCAGUAAUGGGUGAAAUCUUUCUUGGUGUACCUGAACGUUGCUUAGUAUCCACAUAACCUCUUAUUUUCCACCUCUUUAUCAGUUUG
Molecule: messenger RNA, 6014 nt
Organism: Hemibagrus wyckioides
Lineage: Eukaryota; Metazoa; Chordata; Actinopteri; Siluriformes; Bagridae
Gene: pou6f1
Product: POU class 6 homeobox 1
Exons: 11
Coding region: 444-2234 (596 amino acids)
Biological process (GO): regulation of transcription by RNA polymerase II
Molecular function (GO): DNA-binding transcription factor activity, RNA polymerase II-specific; RNA polymerase II cis-regulatory region sequence-specific DNA binding
Source: RefSeq, a predicted model, not a curated record